This is a messenger RNA of Chelmon rostratus (copperband butterflyfish), 7950 nucleotides long. Its product is annotated as microtubule-associated serine/threonine-protein kinase 1-like. Gene Ontology annotation, molecular function: ATP binding; magnesium ion binding; protein serine/threonine kinase activity. Gene Ontology annotation, biological process: peptidyl-serine phosphorylation; intracellular signal transduction. The coding region runs from base 71 to 5251 and encodes 1726 amino acids. The transcript is spliced from 27 exons. The record is from RefSeq and is a predicted model, not a curated record. Lineage: Eukaryota; Metazoa; Chordata; Actinopteri; Chaetodontiformes; Chaetodontidae.
UCUCGCCCCGUCACCUGGAAACCACAGGAGCCACGAGACCCUCCGACAGGUGCGAAGCCGUACACGUGCCAUGGAUGAUUCUGGGAUCAUCCGGAGACGGAGGCUGCAGAAGGAUCUACCUCUGCCCCGAAAAAGUAGCAGUUGCAGAACCAGUAACCGGAAAAGCCUCAUCCUGACCAGUACUUCCCCCACCCUGCCACGGCCACACUCUCCGCUGCCUGGACACAUAGGAAACAGUCCGUUGGACAGCCCGCGCAACUUCUCACCAAGCGGACCGGCCCACUUCUCCUUCGCCUCUUCUCGCAGGGCUGAUGGUCGUAGAUGGUCCUUGGCUUCUCUGCCUUCCUCAGGAUAUGGCACCAAUACUCCCAGUUCAACGUCAUCCAGCUCAUCCCAGGAGCGUCUGCACCAGCUGCCCUUCCAGCCAACCAUGGACGAGUUGCACUUCCUGUCCAAGCACUUCGGCAGCACCGAGAGCAUCACGGACGAUGACGGGGGCCGACGCUCACCGCACGUCCGCCCUCGCUCUCGAAGCCUCAGCCCGGGGCGCUCUCCAUCCUGCUAUGACAAUGAAAUAGUGAUGAUGAACCAUGUCUACAAGGAGCGCUUCCCCAAGGCCACAGCUCAGAUGGAGGAGAGGCUGGCGGAGUUCAUCCACAACUACUCCCCAGAGAGCGUUCUGCCGCUGGCCGAUGGGGUCCUCAGCUUCAUCCACCACCAGGUGGCUGAGCUGUCCAGGGACUGCCUGACCAAAUCACGUGAGGGUCUGAUUACCAGCGUCUACUUCUGUGAGCUGCAGGAGAACCUGGAGAAGCUGCUGCACGACGCGUAUGAGCGCUCGGAGAGUUCGGAGCUCACUUUCGUCAUUGAGUUGGUCAAAAAGCUCUUCAUCAUCAUAUCUCGUCCAGCCAGGCUCCUCGAGUGUUUGGAGUUCAACCCUGAAGAGUUUUACCAUCUGCUGGAGGCAGCGGAGGACCACGCCAAGGAGGGCCAGCUGAUGAAGGCAGACAUCCCUCGAUACAUCAUCAGCCAGUUGGGGCUGACCCGAGACCCACUGGAGGAAAUCGUGAGCCUUGACAGCUAUGACAGUGAGGGUCCACAUACCCCAGAGACGGAUGACUCAGCAGAGGGAAAAGGGAGAGCCAUCAAGCCUCCGAGCGAGGAAGAUUUCCAGAGCAUCAAACUGAUCAGCAACGGAGCUUAUGGCGCUGUCUACCUGGUGCGCCACAGAGAGACACGUCAGCGUUUCGCCAUGAAGAAGAUCAACAAGCAGAAUCUGAUCCUGAGGAACCAGAUCCAACAGGCGUUCGUAGAGAGGGACAUCCUCACCUUCGCAGAGAACCCCUUUGUCGUGUCCAUGUUCUGCUCCUUUGAAACACGGAGACACCUGUGCAUGGUCAUGGAGUAUGUUGAGGGUGGGGAUUGUGCCACUUUGUUGAAGAACAUUGGGGCUCUGCCUGUUGAGCUGGCAAGGAUGUACUUUGCUGAGACCGUUUUAGCCUUGGAAUACCUGCACAACUAUGGCAUCGUGCAUAGAGACCUCAAACCUGACAAUCUACUGAUCACCUCCAUGGGACACAUCAAGCUGACAGACUUUGGCUUGUCAAAGAUGGGUCUAAUGAGCCUCACCACCAACCUGUAUGAGGGACACAUUGAAAAAGAUGCCAGAGAGUUCCUGGAUAAGCAGGUGUGUGGUACUCCAGAGUACAUCGCUCCUGAGGUGAUUCUCCGUCAGGGCUACGGGAAGCCGGUGGAUUGGUGGGCCAUGGGCAUCAUCCUCUAUGAGUUCCUGGUGGGCUGUGUGCCUUUCUUUGGAGACACCCCAGAGGAGCUGUUUGGACAGGUCAUCACAGACGACAUAGUUUGGCCAGAAGGUGAUGACGCCUUGCCUGCAGAUGCUCUGGCCCUCAUCUCUGCCCUGUUGCAGACCAACCCUCUUGUGAGGUUGGGUACAGGUGGAGCGUUUGAGGUGAAGCAGCACUCGUUCUUCACAGAGCUGGACUGGAACACUUUGCUGAGGCAGAAGGCGGAGUUCAUCCCUCACCUGGAGUCAGAGGAGGACACCAGCUACUUUGAUACCCGCUCAGAUCGUUAUCAUCACAUCAAUACGUACGACGAGGAUGACACCAAUGACGACGAGCCUGUGGAGAUCAGACAGUUCUCUUCCUGCUCUCCUCGCUUCAGCAAGGUGUACAGCAGCAUGGAGCAUCUGUCUCAGCUGGAGCAGAAAGCGUCGACCUCAGUGUCCCGUCGGGAGCACAAGGGCCCGCGGGAGGACAAGGUGACCAAGAGAGAGAGCCUGGGCAGCUUCACCAUGAGAGACAAGAGCUGGAGGACGGGGUCCCCCGAGAUGAAGCGGCUGUCUUGUUCAGAGUCCCUCCACAUGGAGGGGGAUGCAAGCCCUCCCCUUGGUGCUCGCCGACGCUUCUCAGCCCUCAUGGAUACACAUCGUUUUGCCUCACCCCAAGACGGUGAGCCAGACUUCCUGUCCCGCCAGGUGCCCAUCAAGGUCCGUGGAACCUCACUGGAUGGGACCAUUUCUCCCUCACCGAGCCUCCUGGAGCAGAGGAACAGUUUGAAGGAGAUCAACGGAGCAGACAAAUCCCCUAGACACGGAGAGACACCGGGAGUCACCACAGCCAUCGCAACAUUAUCCCCAGGUCCUGCGGCAGCCGCUCGCGACGUGAUGACUCCUCUGUAUGACCCUCUGGGGCCCCGGGCCACCAAUGACCUGGUCCUCCGCAGGGCGCGCCACCAGCAUUUGUCUGGUGAUGGAGAGAAACGCAACUCCAGGCCUGGAAACAAGGUUAUCAAGUCGGCCUCUGCUACAGCCUUGUCUGUCAUCAUUCCAUCAGUGGAGCAGCAUGGUGGCUUCUCUCCACUGGCCAGCCCCAUGUCUCCCCACUCUUUCUCCUCCAACCCCUCGUCCCGCGACUCUUCACCCAGCAGAGAUUUCUGCCCAGCUGUCAGCGUGCUGCGCUCUCCCAUCACCAUCCAUCGCUCUGGAAAGAAGUACGGCUUUACUCUCAGAGCCAUCAGGGUCUACAUUGGCGACAGUGAUAUCUACAGCGUCCAUCACAUUGUUUGGCAUGUGGAGGAUGGCGGCCCUGCCCAGGAAGCUGGCCUGUGUGCUGGUGACCUCAUCACCCACGUCAACGGGGAGCCCGUCCAUGGCCUGGUCCACACUGAAGUGGUAGAGCUCAUCCUCAAGAGUGGAAACAAGGUGACGGUGACAACCACGCCUUUUGAGAACACCUCCAUUAAAGUGGGUCCGGCCCGCAAGGCCAGCUACAAGUGUAAGAUGGCCCGACGAAACAAGAGGACCAUGGGCAAGGACGGCCAGGACAGCAAGAAGCGGAACUCAUUGUUCCGUAAGAUCACGAAGCAGUCCAAUCUGCUGCACACCAGCCGCAGCCUGUCCUCUUUGAACCGCUCUCUGUCCUCCAGUGAGAGUCUUCCUGGCUCCCCAACUCACAGCUUGUCUGCCCGGUCCCCGACUCAGGGCUACCGCUCUACCCCUGAGCCCUCAUACCUGGGUGCCUCCUCCCAGAGCAGCUCUCCGGCCUCCAGCACUCCAAACUCCCCCGCUCCGUCUCAGCACAUGAGGCCCAGCUCCCUGCAUGGCCUGUCCCCUAAACUCCACCGCCAGUAUCGCUCUGCCCGUUGCAAGUCUGCUGGUAACAUCCCCCUGUCCCCACUGGCCCACACACCCUCCCCCACACAGUCUUCGCCGCCUCCCUUGCCUGGCCACACCGUGGGGAGCUCCAACACCACCCAGUCCUUCCCCGCCAAGCUCCACUCCUCGCCACCAGUGGUCCGUCCCAGACCCAAGAGUGCAGAGCCCCCUCGAUCGCCUCUUCUGAAACGGGUACAGUCAGCAGAGAAGUUGGGCUCGCCUCUGACCCAGUCCAGUUCUACAGGAGGGCUGGGGGGUCCGCUGAGGAAGCACAGCCUGGAGGUGCAGCACUCUGAGUACCGUAAAGACGCCUUCCUCUGUGAGCUCGGGCUCCAGAGCCUGCUGGAGACAGAAGGGGAAAAUUUGCCCCCCAAUCCUCCACCCCUGCCCUCAUCCUCAACUACCCCAGAGACCGGGGUCCUGAAGCCUGUGAGGAGACUUGGGAGACAAGAGUCACCACUUAGCAGGGAAACACUGCUGGCUGGGAGGGAGAGGGAAGAGCGGGAGAGGGGGAGGGAGAGGGAGAGAGAGAGGGAGAUCGAUACCGCAACAGUCCUGGAGAGAUUGAGUCGGGUUGGAGCCACAGUGUCCCCGUCAUCCUUAACAAGGAAACCUCAUACAGGUGAGCUGCCCUUGAGCUCGCACGCUGGCCCGAGCUCCAGACUAAGUGCAGAGACCACUAAAGCUACAACUCCUAGUACCCCUACCAAAACAACAGCAAGUUUAGGUGCUCAGAAGGGGCCUGAAAAGAGUCUGGCUGACUUAACUCCAAAACAGCCGGACCACAAGGCAGCCAAAGGUGUGUUAUCUAGUAAAGAUCCCAGGGAGCAGCCAGGAGACAGAACUGAACCAAAGCAGGAAGGAAACAGCAAGAGUAGGCCUGGUUUACCUGGUGCUGCCUUCACCAAGAGCUCUGCUUCUACUCCAGAUAAAUCCAUCGGCAUCAGCGCGACAGUGACAGCAGGUCCUCUGAGCAUGAACAAAACCUUUAAACCAUCAGGUGUCGGGGACAGCCUGAGAAAGGCUGGAGAAGAGAGCAGUGACUCGAGGACUCCAGACCUCGGCUCCAAAAGCCCCAAACUCCCAGCUCGCAUUCUCGCCCCCGUCGUCCCCCCACAUGGGCAGCCUCUCUCGCUGGGCAAGGUGAGGCAGGGACUUGGCCCUGUCAACUGCUACCGCGGAACCCUCGACUGGGAUGACAAAUGUCGCCUGGAGGUGGUGGAGGAGCAUUCGCCUUCUCCCUCUCCCUCCCCGACUGCCGUCACCCCCUCCCUCUGCGGACCUUCCCUCUGUAAGUCGCGGCCUGUCUCCCCUGGCGAAAAGACCAGCUUCGUCAGCCAGCUGACCACUGUGGCCAAAAACGUCCUCGGGCCAAUCAAGCUUGGCUCCCAGGAGGGGGCCAAGAGCAAAGACCAGCAGACUAAGGCAGCGGAGGAGAAGCAGGGGGGCUCAGCAGGAAAGUCUGACACUCCCGCUGGAGGUCGAGUGGUUGUUGGGGCCGCGGUGGUGACCCAAAGUCCUGCUGGUUCACCGUUAGAGAAGGCUGCAACAGGUAGCAGCCCGCCGAAAAUGUGACCCCAUGGGGUCCCUAAAUGGGACUGUAGUCGUAAAAAAAGAUGCCUUUUUUGGAAGAACAAUGCAACAGAAGUCAAGCACUUAAAAACAAUGUACAUUCCAGUUUCAGAGUAUAUGAAAAUGUUAUUUAUUGAUUCCAAUCAAUGACUGAUUCUAACUUAAAACCAGGAGUGGAAUAAUCUACUGUAAAGGUGCAUUAUCUGUUGAUUUUCUAUUAUAAAGUAUUUAAUAAGAAGACUCUUAAUGUAACGUGGAACACUUUAUCAGAUGUAUAUGUGUGUGGGUCUAUGUGAACGCAUGUCAUAUGGUAUGUACUGUACAUGUAUUAUAGGUACAAGAAGGUCAAAAAGUGCUUUACCGAUCAAAACAUGCUGAAUACUGUGAAUACCAAAUCCAGUCACUCUAUUUUGUCUUUCAACCAGCCCUUUCUUCUUUAUCACACGAGACGAAACAUGGGGAAGAACACAGACAAACUCUAAUAUUUGCAUCAAACAACAUGAAUGACACGCAGCCUCAGCUUGGCUACGGCGGGAAAAGCCAGCAAUGAGAUGAUUGGGCUCAUUUCUUCUUCAUCCAGCAGUUUACUGACUUGAUGUGCACAGUCAGACAAAGUCAAAGUAGGCCUUCUGUCAGUGGAUGUCACAUCAAGCACUGUUCGGCUUUGUCUGUCGCAAGGGAUUGUGUGUGCGUGUGUGUGUGUGUGUGUGCGUGUGUGUGUGUGAAGCCACCUUGGGUCUAUUUCUGGUGGUUCUUGAAGGCUGUGUCCUGCUGCCGAGGAAAGCGGGGUUGACAGAGCUCAGGCUCAGCGCUUAUCUCCUCUUCGCAGGAGGGCCACCACAGCCCUUUUCUCCCUCUUCCGCCGACUGCACACAAACACACCCACACACACACACACACACUCUUGUGCACAAACACAUGUACGCACGCUCACACUGCCACAGGAGGCAGCAGUGUCAGCAGCUUAUUUCCAUGCAUUUAAAUCCAUACCCCUGUGGUCCAUGAAUCAGGACGUGAGUGCGUUUGCGAGUGAGUGAGUUAAGAAGUGUGUGAGCACACGUGUGUCUUUUUAGGGGGUAAUCACACUUGGCACGGUUGACUCAGCAAGGGUAAGGACAGAAACCAAACUGGAAAUAAGCAGACAGCAGUUAGGAUCCAGUAACAGUUCUCAAUGCUCUGCUACUUUAUUAACAAAUCACAGAGACACAGGGAUGAUUACUUAUGUGGAUGUAAAAAAGCACAUAUACAGUGAACCCAUGUGUUGUUUUGAGGCCAAUCAGGUGAAGCAGGCAGUCAUGGAUGUAGCAUACUGUAAUCUGUUAAAGGGCUCCAUAGCUAAGGUAGGGUUUGUGGAUAUGGGCAUGGUACAGUAUAUCACAAUGAACCUGUUCCUGUAAAAACAAGGUUAUAUACAGUAUAAUCAGAAUGACUGUUGUUACAGCAGAUACUACACGGUAGGUAGUCAAGAUCGAUUAAUGUAAUACUCACAUUUUGAAAAUGUAACAUACUGAUAAAGGUGUUUGGAUCAAUCAUCUCAGCUAGAGUGCUGAGGAGGAUUAAAUGUUGGCAGGAAAAAACAGCUUUCUUUUCUCCCACUGGUCAUUUUCAUCUCCUUAGUAGUUCAUUCUCAGUAACUAUCCACUGUACAUAAUCUUAUGCAAAUCGUUUACAGCUGUGUGGGGGGUUGCUGUCACUAAUCCUGCUACUAGUUGAUUUACCGAGUUGGGACAGAAGGCUGGGUUUUUUACAAUUCAAUCCAGCUUUCUUUUGAUGCGUUGUUAAAAAUCACUUCAUCACAGAGAUUUGAUUAAAAUGACUGAUUCUUUGAAGCACUAAAAUGUAACUGAUUCAACCAACAACAGCAACUUCACACCAAGGCAGAAGUUAAUUUAUUUUCUAGUGCAAAGUUAAGUCUCAAAGUUUUGCUAAAUAUUCAAGUUUGUUCUCCAGCGUCUGCUAAAAGCUACAUAGAGCUACAGAGCAGGAAGUUCAUUUGUGCGGUAUUGGCAAUAUUCAAUUUUUUUUACAUAACCAGUCAUUAAUAUAAAAAAAACAUUUUUGAAUGCAUCUUAGCUUUACUGCAAUAUCAAUUGAUUUGAAAUUUUGUGAGAAGGAUUCUAUGAGCAAUCCAUCCUGGAGGCUCAUGAUGUUUGUCCCAUUCAGUAACCAGUGAAUUUUUAAUUCGGCACUGUACUGUACUGCCCUCCAGUGGUUCAACAUAUCCACAGUUGAACACGAUUCCAAAAAAUGAAUAACCCGUUGGGGUGACAGUCCCAGACCGUAAUGAGGCGCAGACCACCCAAAAUACUGCAGAAUGGAUGUUAUUAGCCAUAGGGUUACUGAAUAUGCAUUUAUGUUUCUAUUGACAAAAUAUUUGCAGUAAUUAUCAAAUGAACACUUGAAACAUGAAUUUAUUCCUUUUUUGUUGUUGUGUCCUUCACAUGACUGUUAAUUACAUCUUCUGGAAUAGGGAUUAAUAUUUUUAAAUAUACUGUCUUAUGUAUUCUACUGUUAGGAAAGAGUUCUUUUAUAUCUUGAUGUAAUAAAUGAGUCAUCAGGUCAACUCUGAUCACCUGAUUAAGAAAACUUAACUGUAAUGUAACCUUAUACAGCUGUAAUGCCCACUUUCAGGCCUUUUCCCAAUCAGUGGUGUCUAUACUAGUGUUACAUGUUUGAAAAUUUCUUUUUUCUUUUUGUGACUG